Messenger RNA from Macadamia integrifolia, 789 nucleotides. Its product is annotated as peroxiredoxin-2E-1, chloroplastic-like. Gene Ontology annotation, cellular component: cytoplasm. Lineage: Eukaryota; Viridiplantae; Streptophyta; Magnoliopsida; Proteales; Proteaceae. The record is from RefSeq and is a predicted model, not a curated record. The coding region runs from base 1 to 789 and encodes 262 amino acids. Gene Ontology annotation, biological process: hydrogen peroxide catabolic process; cellular response to oxidative stress; cell redox homeostasis. Gene Ontology annotation, molecular function: thioredoxin peroxidase activity. The transcript has a single exon.
AUGGCCGCCCCUAUAAACAACAUUGCAGCGACAUUCGGAACAGUUCCAGUCUCAUCAUCUUCAUCUUCCUCCUCUUCUUCUUCAUCGAUGCUCCCAUCUUCGUUAAACCCAGGCACAUUAAACCUCUCCAUCCCACCUCAACCCCUUAUCUCUGCCUCGUGGAACCCUCAUGCCAUCCUCCCUCGCUCUCAGAAAUCAUCUUUCCUCAAUCUCUACGGUAGCCCCGGUCCAUCCCCUCUGCAAUCCAUCUUAACCUUGCAUCGCAACCGUAAUCAAAUGAUCCAAAUCCAAGAAAAACCAUCUAAAUCGAUUUCAAUCUCUAUAGGAGACAAAAUCCCCAACGCAACCCUCUCCUAUCUCGAUCGAAACAACCAUCUUCGAUCAAUCACCGUCUCAUCAAUCGCAAAAGGGAAGAAACUCGUUCUCCUCGGAGUCUCCGUCCCAUUCGCACCCAAAUGUACUCGCUUUUUACAGACGGCCGAGGAGAUGAAAUCGAGGAAUGUCGAUGUAGUGGCUUGCGUCGCCAUGAAUGAUGUGUUUGUGAUGAAGGCGUGGGCUGAGAAUCUAAGUUUGGGAGAUAAGGUAAUGAUGUUAUCGGACGGGAAUGGUGAACUGUGUAGAGCUCUUGGAGUAUCGUUGGCCUUGAGGAAUAGCAGAGAUGGGGCUUCACUGGGUUUGGGGAAUCGGUCCAGGAGAUUCUGUUUGGUUGCUCUGAACGGUGUCAUCAGGAGUAUUCGUGUGGACGAUUCCGAUGGAUUCACUGCCGAAAACGUCGUUGAAGCUAUUUGA